Sphaeramia orbicularis (orbiculate cardinalfish) is the source of this 2484-nucleotide messenger RNA. It is a transcript of the gene aktip, whose product is annotated as akt interacting protein. The record is from RefSeq and is a predicted model, not a curated record. The transcript is spliced from 10 exons. Lineage: Eukaryota; Metazoa; Chordata; Actinopteri; Kurtiformes; Apogonidae. The coding region runs from base 227 to 1117 and encodes 296 amino acids.
UCUGUCAAAUUAUUUAGCUAGCAAAUGUUAGCUAGUUAGCUGGGAUGUCACCGAAAGGAAUGGGUAACUGAGCAGUUUCUGAGUAAAUAACUCCAGGUCAGCGGUUACAGUUUCCAUUGAAUAGUAUUUUGUAGAUCCAUAUCAAGUACGCAACGAAUGGCCCGGGCGGCUCUUGUCGUGGGACCUACAUAAAACGAGGGACACCUAUUCCAGCUCCUUAUGAGUGAUGAACUUAAACCCCUUCUGGAGUAUGUCUGCCAAUACAAGUCGCAAGCAGAGACCUGACAACGAGGAGCAGAGUGGGCAUGGCGAGCAGAGAGCCAGUCCAGCCCGACUGCCCUUUGGCAAAAAGCAGCUUCCUGCUAUUCCCAAGAAUGCAACCCCCAUCACAAAACCAUCCUCAACCGGAACCCCAGCCCAGUCAGCCAAUGGUACACACGCCUCCUAUGGCCCCUUCUACUUGGAGUACUCUCUGUUGGCAGAGUUCACGUUAGUGAUUAAGCAGAAACUCCCUGGAAUUUAUGUUCAGCCAUCCUACAAGUCAGCUCUGAUGUGGUUUGGGGUCAUCUUCAUCAGACAUGGAUUAUACCAGGAUGGUGUCUUCAAAUUCACAGUCUAUAUUCCAGAUAACUAUCCAGAUGGGGAAUGUCCUAAAUUAGUAUUUGACAUUCCUGUCUUCCAUCCCCUCGUUGACCCUGUGUCUGGAGAGCUUGAUGUAAGAAGAGCUUUCACCAAAUGGAGACGAAAUCACAACCAUAUCUGGCAAGUCUUGAUGUAUGCACGAACAAUUUUCUACAAGAUCAACACUACAGAACCACUCAAUCCUGAGGCUGCUGUGCUCUAUGAAAAGGAUGUUCAGUUGUUCAAAAGCAAAGUGGUGGAUAGUGUGAAACUAUGCAACAGUCAUCUUUUUGACCAACCCAAGAUAGAUGAUCCCUACGCAAUAAGUUUUUCUCCUUGGAACCCUGCAGUUCACGAGGAAGCAAAAGAGCGGAUGUUCACUUACAAAAGACGGCCUGAGGAUCACCACAAGGGAACGCAGGUGUCAGGCCUGUCUUGGGUGAAACCUGGAUCGACACAGCCCUUCAGCAAAGAAGAUAGCCCUCCCCAGAGCUGAAGCUGCACUGUCACCGCAGCGACCACUAGAGGGAGGUACAAGCCUCUGCCAUGCCACCGGCUUGCAUCAGCUGUUAUGUGAACUGGAUCCUUGAAACAGGAGAACUCGAUAUUAACUCUCCAUGUUAUUGCUCAGCUUUAAAGGCUUCGUAGGCAUCUUUUUAAAACAGCUUUAGAAUAAGGAAAAAGUUUGUAUCAUAUGUAAAUUGACGAUGACAAAUGGAUGUCGCUGCAACACUUAGGCUGCGGUGCGAACAAAGAGCUUUGUCAUUUUGAGUUUGGAUCCAUGCGCAUGUUAGGCUAGGUGACAAAAUCUUUCCCCAUGGGAGACAGAAAAGUAUGAACAAAGCAAAUCUGCAUUCGCAUCCAUAUGUGAGUUUGGCGGACAACAAACCACUUGUUGAAAUUGGCUCAGGACUGUUUGCUUGUCAGACUUGGAAUGUUUCAAGUAACAGCUGAUUGAAACAUCCUCAUCACUACUCCCGGUAUCCACACAGACCGACAAAACCUGCUUUUAUUUGUUUCUGUUUGGAUAGUGAUUUCUUUUUAAUUUUACUGUGUAAACUAUAUUGUCUUACAUAGUUUAUAAUAUAUAUAUAAAGCAGAGUGGGUGAGGACGGUUUUAAAUAAGAUGUUGAGUGAGCUCAUGUAUUUUAUUGUCUUUUUUUUUUUUUUUUUUAACCAUUUUUGAAUAUUUUAUGUACCCUUGACUCAUGGUUAUUAAAGGUUUGAUCUGUACAUAUUGGAUGCUGUGCUAAGGUUUGACUUCCAGGGACAUGUUUGCAUCAGUGCUUAGAUUUACUAAGUGGGUGUUGGUUUUCUUUGCAAAUGUAAGUUUAGCUCCUUUAUAUUAUUAUUUCUUCACAAGAGCUAGAUAUUACUACAGGACUGUGUACGCAUCUGAUACAAAUCAAAUGUAUUUUCAUAAAUUCUAGUUAUUCACCUAUUUUUAAGCAGCACAAAAUCAAUGGCAUACUAGAGUACUAGUCGGCUCCAAGACUCCACAUUUUCUAUAGUUCCAGGUGAAACUGAUUUUAUAUUUGAUGUCCUGAUUUGUGGUGGGAUUUAACACAAGAGGAAAUAUCACCAACUCCUAUUCAAUAUGCAAAUGUUAAGUUAAGAAUGUAGAGAUGGUAUGGAAUAAUUAAAAUGUGUGGGAACAAAUAAAGACUGUAUGACAGUAGACGCGGUGUUGGAUCAGUUAAUUCUGGAUCUGAAUGGCAAAGCACUUAAAGUCUGGUAUGGGCUGCGUGGCUUCAGCAAACAGAGGAGCUGUAAUGUGUUCUGUAAUGAACCAUUUUUCCAGUUUGUGAAUUACAUUAGAUUCAAAUGCUUUUCUCUGAAAUCAAUAAAAUGAUCCAAAACCAA